GCAAAUGGAUUUAGGAAAAGCGCAAGUGACCAUGCCGUGAUCUUGCGCAUCCAGGGCCGCCGUCACCCUGCCUUGCCCAACGACCGUAGAAGAAUUACGGGGGAAUCGAACCCGCGCACCGGGUCCAACCUCAGGCUGAUCCCGCUUCUGCUGCUGUUUCUUGGUUACUCUCGCGGGAUGCCACACGUUUUAAGAUUUGGAGGAAUAUUUGAAUCCAUUGAGAGCGGCCCCUCAGGAGCAGAGGAACUAGCCUUUAAAUUUGCCUUGAACACAAUCAACAGGAACCGCACCUUGCUCCCCAACACCACUCUGACCUAUGACAUCCAGAGAAUAAACAUUUUCGACAGCUUUGAGGCCUCCAGGAAAGCAUGUGAUCAGCUUUCCCUCGGAGUGGCGGCCAUUUUUGGCCCCUCACAUAGCUCGUCGGCCAAUGCAGUCCAAUCCAUCUGCAAUGCUUUGGGAGUGCCCCACAUCCAGACCAAGUGGAAGCAUCAAGUGUCAGACAACAGGGACUCCUACUAUGUCAGCCUGUACCCCGACUUCUCCUCCCUCAGUAGAGCCAUCCUCGACCUGGUGCACUUCUUCAAGUGGAGAACAGUCACUGUGGUGUAUGACGACAGCACAGGUACAGGUCUCAUUCGACUGCAGGAGCUGAUCAAGGCACCGUCACGAUACAACAUUCGUUUGAAGAUCCGACAGCUGCCCACAGAGACCAAGGACGCCAAGCCACUUCUGAAGGAGAUGAAGAAGGCAAAGGAGUUCCAUGUCAUCUUUGAUUGUGGCCAUGAGAUGGCUGCCUGGAUCCUAAAGCAGGCCCUGGCCAUGGGUAUGAUGACAGAGUACUACCAUUAUAUUUUUACUACCCUGGACCUUUUUGCCCUCGACAUGGAGCCGUAUCGUUAUAGUGGAGUCAACAUGACGGGGUUCCGCAUCCUCAACACAGAAAACUCUCAGGUGUCGUCAAUCAUCGAGAAGUGGUCAAUGGAGCGGCUACAAGCCCCACCCAAACCGGACUCAGGCCUGCUGGAUGGAUUCAUGACGACGGAUGCAGCGCUGAUGUACGACGCCGUGCACGUGGUGGCAGUGGCAGUGCAGCAAUCGCAGCAGAUCACCGUCAGCUCCCUGCAGUGUAAUCGCCACAAGCCAUGGCGCUUCGGGGGGCGUUUCAUCAGCCUCAUCAAAGAGGCACACUGGGAUGGUUUGACAGGACGUGUUCUCUUCAACAAGACCAAUGGACUGAGGACAGAUUUUGACCUGGAUGUCAUCAGUCUGAAGGAGGAAGGACUGGAAAAGAUUGGAACAUGGGAUCCUCCCAGCGGUCUGAAUAUGACAGAGACUCACAAAAGCAAGACAUCCAACAUCACAGACUCUCUGGCUAACAAAUCCCUGCGCGUAUCCACCAUACUGGAGGAGCCAUAUGUGAUGUUUAAGAAGUCAGACAAGCCUCUGUAUGGGAACGAUCGUUUUGAGGGCUACUGUAUCGACCUGUUAAGGGAGCUCUCUGGCAUCCUGGGCUUCCGAUAUGAGGUGCGAUUGGUGGAAGAUGGGAAGUACGGCGCCCUGGAUGAGAGCACAGGCCAAUGGAACGGCAUGGUGCGGGAGCUCAUGGACCAUAAAGUAGACCUUGCAGUCGCUCCUCUGGCCAUCACCUAUGUCAGAGAGAAGGUCAUCGACUUCUCAAAGCCCUACAUGACGCUGGGGAUAAGUAUCCUGUACCGCAAGCCCAACGGCACCAACCCCGGAGUCUUUUCCUUCCUCAACCCCCUCUCACCCGAUAUCUGGAUGUAUAUUCUGCUGGCUUGCUUGGGUGUCAGUUGUGUGCUGUUUGUCAUAGCCAGGUUUAGCCCUUAUGAGUGGUACAACCCGCAUCCAUGCAACCCAGACUCUGAUGUAGUGGAAAACAAUUUUACGCUGCUCAAUAGUUUCUGGUUUGGAGUUGGGGCUCUCAUGCAGCAAGGCUCAGAGCUCAUGCCCAAGGCCCUGUCGACUCGAAUAGUGGGAGGCAUCUGGUGGUUCUUCACCCUCAUCAUCAUUUCCUCAUAUACGGCGAACCUGGCUGCCUUUCUCACUGUGGAGAGGAUGGAGUCGCCUAUAGACUCAGCAGAUGACCUAGCUAAGCAAACUAAAAUCCUGUACGGGGUGGUGGAGGACGGUGCCACCAUGACCUUCUUCAAGAAAACAAAAAUCUCCACCUAUGACAAGAUGUGGGAGUUCAUGAACAGCAGGAGGCAAUCUGUGAUGGUCAAGAACGUGGAUGAGGGCAUCCAGCGCGUCUUAACCUCAGACUAUGCCUUCCUUAUGGAGUCCACCACCAUCGAGUUUGUCACCCAGCGCAACUGCAACCUCACACAGAUCGGAGGCCUCAUAGACUCCAAAGCCUAUGGAGUGGGAACACCUAUGGGCUCCCCGUACAGAGACAAGAUCACGAUAGCCAUUCUGCAGCUGCAGGAGGAAGGGAAGCUGCACAUGAUGAAGGAGAAGUGGUGGCGAGGGAACGGCUGUCCCGAGGAGGAGAGCAAAGAGGCCAGUGCUCUGGGGGUGCAGAACAUUGGUGGGAUCUUCAUCGUGCUGGCUGCAGGACUGGUGCUGUCAGUGUUUGUGGCUGUAGGAGAGGUCCUUUAUAAGUCUAAACAGAAUGCCCAGCUGGAGAAGCGAUCAUUCUGCAGUGCCAUGAUGGAUGAGCUGCGUGUGUCUCUGAAGUGCCAACGCCGUCUCAAACAAAAGCCUCAGCCGCCCGUCAUCGUUAAGACAGAGGAGGUCAUUAACAUGCACACGUUCAAUGACAGGAGACUCCCAGGAAAGGAAACCAUGGCAUGAACACUGAGCAUACCCCGAACACACCCCUCACUAAAAACCAUGGAGGGGUGACGGGGUAAAAAAAAAAUGCUGACUUAACCACAGACUGAGGUUAGCACUCAAAACAGGAUUCUUUUGAACCCACUUGCUUAUGUAGACUGAUGUUUCCUGUGGAAAUAUAGAUACCUGAGCAGCGUCACCUCACUGUGACGUUCACUUUUAGAAGGGAGCUAGAAAGGAAAGACUGAGAAGUACGUAAAAUGAAAGAGGAUCAAAGCAGAUAUGGGACAAAACAUAAGUCUGACCACACUAGAGGUGGACUUAAACACUCACACUUACACAUAACCCAUAUACAGACACACAGACACACACACACACACUCAUCUGACACACUUGACACUUGUGCAGAAGAGAAAACUCUAUUGUGACAGUAACACCAGAUGUAGUUUUUCUGUUGAUGUCAAUGCCCUUUUGUCUUACAUCCAUGUGUGUGUGUGUAUGACACCAUCGGUCCCUCCCUUCAGUGACUUGAGUUUCUUUAAAAUGAUUUGAACAAAAGCACUAAUCUCACACCAACAAAGGGAACGGUAGUCAGGGCCAAAUGGUUUACUAUGAACUGAUGUAUAAAAAUGAUAUUUAGUUUGGAAUCAUCCAUGCUGACCUUGUCGAAUACUCAUCGUUUUCUUCUGUAAUGCCUUUAUCGUGCCAAAGUUCUGCCAUUGUAAAGAACUUUCUACCAUGCCUGUUAUGUUCAAAGCCUCUACAAGCAAUGUAUACUGUCAAAGUCCUUAUUCAUGUUUGUCCUUACACGCGAUUGCAGUUUUCACUCUGUAUCAGUUGUUGUUUAAAAUGCAGGAUUUCUACAAAAAAUGUUUGUUUUUGUACAAGAACAAGAGGUUUUGUAGUACUUUGUAUCAUGGUAGCCCCUCAUGUGGACAACAUAUGUAGCAGAUACCAACUCAGCCCUCAAACUCUAACAACUGUUUCCUAUGGGGCUUCAAACUCUGCUGUGUAGGGUUCAUUCCUCUCAUCAAUCAGAGAUUCAGUCUUUUGUCUGUCAGUAUCGUGGGGCCAGCUGUACAUACUGUCUGGAGACAAUGUGGUGGUUUUUGGUGGGUAAAAACAUUGAAACUGAAAACUAAGUGGGAGAGGCGGUGAGUCAUUCUAGAAAUUGGAACAGUGCUUCUAUCAGCAAAUUCCCGCUGAGGUGUGGUUAACUAUUGGUAACUAUGAUGAGUCACCAUGAAAGACGUAGUAAAAUAUGCAGAUGUUGCUUCUUAAAGAAAAACAAAACAGUAGUUAGGUACGAGGCUACAUUUCAGCCCUAAUAGCCUGCAAAAAUUCUAGUUUUAUCAUGGGAGCAUUGACUCGUAUUAAUACCUAAAAAUCUAAUUGUUGCACUGGAAGAACUUUAAUCAAAAAAAAAGAAAAAAGGUCGAAGUAAUCCCACAGCACUGACAGAUUGUGUUUCAGAAAAAUAAGACUUUUGAGAACUCAAUAAUAGACAACAUUGCAUUGUGGACAGCCAGAGAAAAUUAAUUAUUGUCUAUGAAGAAUACAAUCUCCACAGAAGGUCCUUUAGUAGCUGUUUUGGAGCUUUUGAUCACAUCACAUGAUUUUUCUUGGCGGCAAAUGAAAUUCGCUCAGUCUUCUCACUGUCAACUUUUAAGCCAAUAAAAUUGGACAAAUGGAAAAAUUGGACAUCUAUCAUUCCAACCAGGCAAGGUUUUCUCCUGAGGAUCACUAUAUUAUAUGAUCAAAGGCUCCAGAACACGUACUAACUGAGAUUGUUUUCUUGGCUGCUGCUUCCAAGGUCAGGAAUUAAUUUUGAACCACAAUGAUGGGCGACUUGUUGAUGUACAUAUGCAGUAAAUCUGACGUGGGAAUAAUCCGCACUUUUGCUAUGUUAACUUAGGCGGAAUGUUAACAUAGCAAAAGUCUCACCUCGGCUCAUUUGCCAGGUGUUGCUCCACUCAUAUCGCCUCAGCCUUUAGCAAGUGGACGGAGCAGCUCAUUGAGCCACUAAUUGUCUCCAGAUGUAUAUUCUAUUCACAAAGUGACACAAUCAUGUUUGGCCCCACGACACAUCUUGUCUGUUGACUUUGUUUCAUGUUGCGAAAUGACAAGCAUACAUGGUAGGUUAGUUCUUCACGGGCCCUGUCUUGCUACACUACCCAGUUAAUCAUUCGACCCGUUAUUCCAGGCAUUUCAGAGACCAAAAAACAAACACAACGCUAGUGAUGACAUCUCUGCUGUACAUGAAUGGAUAAAGUUAAUGACCCUAUAGUCAAUGUUUUUUUUAAAAAAACUAAAAAAAACGCAUAUACACAUUAUGAAAAUUGACAGGGAAGACAUAAUCCUGAAACUCAUUGGCGUUCUACCAGUGAUGCUUGUCAUUUUCCACACAGCUAAAUCUAGUGGUGCGAGCUGAAGUGAUUGAAUACCUGGAAACAUUUAUUAGAAACGACUCCAAAGGCUUGGCUGUCCUGUCGAAAAACAAAUGCGAGCUCAUGGAAUUUGACAUUGAUGCAAGGUUUUACAAAUAAUGUCAUUAAAAAUGUCAUAAUUGUA
Micropterus dolomieu (smallmouth bass) is the source of this 5367-nucleotide messenger RNA. Its product is annotated as glutamate receptor ionotropic, kainate 2-like. NCBI's taxonomy places the organism in Eukaryota, Metazoa, Chordata, Actinopteri, Centrarchiformes, Centrarchidae. The transcript has 17 exons. The record is from RefSeq and is a predicted model, not a curated record. Bases 178 to 2817 code for a protein of 879 amino acids. Gene Ontology annotation, biological process: monoatomic ion transport; modulation of chemical synaptic transmission; synaptic transmission, glutamatergic. Gene Ontology annotation, molecular function: kainate selective glutamate receptor activity; transmitter-gated monoatomic ion channel activity involved in regulation of postsynaptic membrane potential. Gene Ontology annotation, cellular component: presynaptic membrane; plasma membrane; postsynaptic membrane.